AUGUCCUUGGAAGCGACCGAUAAACGCGUUUCCAGUGGUGCGUCUUCUAGCAUCUACAGCCGGUCGCCUGAUUCACCAAAAGGAUUCUUUAGAAAGGACCUCGUUCAUCUUCCUGCCGGACACGACUUACCAGAAAUAAAUUCAUUGGACCACCAGAUAGCCUUGGUCCGAGGCUCUACUAUGGCUUUAGAGACUACCCGCACACGUCUGCAAGAAUCAAAAGCCAGGCGCAGACUGUCGCUGCCAGAAUUACGACAGGAAAAGCUGCGACAAUGGGGGCAACACGAAAGCGAAAACCAAUUCUACCGGCCCUGUCUCAAUAUCUUUCAUGAUCUAUCUACAGCUGUCACUGAUAUUUCGGAAGACCUGACACUACAAUAUCAUUUUGAGCCGGAGGUCAGUCCUGUGGGUAAUGCACGAGUGUUGCAGGCAAGUAAAGCUUUGCGCGAGGCUUUAGAAAACUCUAGGGUACAGGAAGCACGAGCAGAGCGAGUUUGGAAAUGUCAGUGGAAUGUCCCACGGAUAUGGAAUCCUACCACGCGGUGGAUUUAA
Molecule: messenger RNA, 552 nt
Organism: Penicillium canescens
Lineage: Eukaryota; Fungi; Ascomycota; Eurotiomycetes; Eurotiales; Aspergillaceae
Exons: 1
Coding region: 1-552 (183 amino acids)
Source: RefSeq, a predicted model, not a curated record